Messenger RNA from Dracunculus medinensis (Guinea worm), 1296 nucleotides. The record is from the annotation of a GenBank genome assembly. NCBI's taxonomy places the organism in Eukaryota, Metazoa, Nematoda, Chromadorea, Rhabditida, Dracunculidae.
AUGGCCAUUCCAGCAAGCAAAUCUUCAUCGAAUCCAAAUUUGCAGCAACAGGCAACCGAUAGCAAUGUGGUUGAAAAUUCUAUCAUUGCUACUGGUGUUACUGUUGGAAUUGGAAGCAAUGAAGAAUCGUGUUUGUUUCCAAAUCGUACGAUGAAUGAACUCAGUCUUAGCCCAGAACAAGCAUUCAUUCAUAUGGUUAAAGCAAUGCUUGGAACUGGAUUAUUAUCGUUGCCACUUGCAUUCAAGCUUGCUGGUCUUUGGCUGGGCCUUGUUCUUCUUUUCAUUAUAUCUGGCAUUUGCUUAAUAUGUAUGAGGCAAGUGGUGUUUGCUUCGCAUUUUAUUUGCCAGAGGUAUGGACGUGAAACAGUUGAUUAUGCUAAUAUAAUGCGUGGUGCAGUUGAAGCUGGACCUAUAUGGAUUAAAAAUCACGGCUAUUUCUUUAAGCAGCUGGUGAAUGUGAAUUUAUUUUUUGCACAGUUAGGAUUUUGCUGUGUAUAUUUUGUUUUCAUGGCGGAUAAUUUGCAAGAUUUCUUUAACCAAAAUACAAGUAUUUAUUUAUCAAAAGCAAUAUGGAUGUUUCUUUUACUUGUUCCAAUUUUAACAAUUUGUUCGAUACGGCGACUUAGCGAUCUCGCACCAUAUUCUCUCGCUGCAAAUAUUGUUUAUAUAUGUGCAAUUACUAUUGUAUUUUAUUAUUUUUUUACAAAUCUGAAACCGUCGAGCUCAUUUCCUGCAAUUGGUCGUUUAUCUGAUCUUCCUCUCUUCUUUGGAACUGUUAUGUUUGCUUUCGAAGGUGUUUCAGUAAUUAUGCCGAUUGAAAAUCGAAUGAGUGAACCAGAGCUUUUUAUCAAAUGGAAUGGUGUUCUUAAUUUAUCUUGUUUUGUUGUUUUAAUAAUCUUUGCUAUCACCGGUUUCUUUGGUUACAUGGCUGUUGGUGAAUCGGUUGCUGAUACCGUCACACUCAAUUUACCUGAAGCACCUUUUUAUCAAAUAAUCAAAGUGUUGUUCGCGUUAUGUGUUAUGGUCUCGUAUCCGGUUCAGUUCUAUGUGCCAGUAGAACGCGUUGAGAAGUGGAUUACGCGAAAGAUUCCUGUUCAGAGACAAACUGCGGUCAUAUAUUUGGCUCGUUAUGGAUUGGUUUUAAUUACUUGGGCUUUUGCUGAAUUAAUUCCACAUUUGGCACUUUUUAUUUCUCUGAUCGGCGCAUUUUCUGGCAGUAUAAUGGCAUUAAUUAUUCCACCAUUCAUCCAUGCUUUGGUGAACUUUUUUUAUUUUACAAUUAUGUCCAUUCAUUGA